Messenger RNA from Toxotes jaculatrix (banded archerfish), 1264 nucleotides. Its product is annotated as complex I assembly factor TIMMDC1, mitochondrial-like. Gene Ontology annotation, cellular component: mitochondrion. The coding region runs from base 68 to 1048 and encodes 326 amino acids. The transcript has 8 exons. NCBI's taxonomy places the organism in Eukaryota, Metazoa, Chordata, Actinopteri, Toxotidae. The record is from RefSeq and is a predicted model, not a curated record.
UGGUACGUUACGUGUGAUGGCUGCCGAAGGGCGACGAUGAGAAACGUCUAACGCCAGCUGAAGCGUGAUGCGUCCAGAGCAACCCAGAUCGAGCUUCGCCCCGCAGAGACGGCAGGCGGAUUCAGCCCCCUGGGGCGUUCUGAACACCGGCCUACUGCAGGGGCUCAUCCACAGCGCCAGGCCUCCUUCCUUCUGCUUCCUGCUCCCCAGGGUCCACGCAGCUGAUGAGGCUGCUGCCCAGCGUGCACAGAUGCCCUCUUCCCCCACAUCCUCCUCCGCCGGUCCCGCACCCAACUCCUCUCCAAGCACCGUGCCAAGCGGCGUGGGCAAGCCAGAAUUCCCAGACACAGGAUGGGACCGCAUUAAGGACCUCUUUGACAGAGACGUGACGCAGAGGUACCCGGAGGAGCUGACCAACAUCAUAAAGAGCGGUAUGGCGGCCGCACUCGCGGGUUUGAUCUACGGAGGCCUGCCAGCCGCACGCCACGCCAGGCAGAGGUACAUCCAGCUCAAUCAGGCGGAAAUCUACACGAGUCGUGUGGAUGCAGUGCGCUCAGCACAUAAUGCAGCUAUCCGGGGUUUUGUGAGAUAUGGAUGGAGGUGGAGCUGGAGAGUGGCUGCUUUUGUCACCCUGUUCAAUUCGGUCAGCACGGGCCUGUCUGUGUACCGGGACCAGUAUACCCUCAGCCAUUACGUCGCAGCCGGAGCUGUCACCGGAGGCCUUUUCAGGCUGAACCUGGGCCUUCGAGGGCUGGUGGCGGGGACCGUCAUCGGAGCAGCGAUGGGGCUUCCCACGGGCGCUUUGAUCAUCAGCAUGCAGUCUGUAGCCGGAGAAGGUGUCCGAGAGAGGAGGAGGAGAGAGCGCAGGGAGCUGUAUGAGCUGAGACUGGCAGAAUGGACGGCCCGUUUGCAGUUGACGGAUGAGCUGAUUGGAGAUCUGAAUGUCAGCUGCGAGGCAGAGGAAACUCAUAAGGACAUGCAGAGGAUCCAGGAGCUGCUCAGGUUACCACAGAAUGAGGAUGCAGCUCAGGACUCAAGCAGCCAAUGACAGUAGCUGUCUGCUGGACAUUGAGGUGGGACUUUACACACCCGAGGAUAAACAAGUCACUGGUUUGCCUGGACUCUGUCACACAUGUUCUGUCUAACUGAAUGAAAACUUGAUGUCUGAAAUAAAAGGGGAAAAAAAACUACUACAAAGGAGCCAUAGAGUAACUCAGGAGAUGGUUGUGCAGGUCAGCUAUUGGGCAGUUGCAAUAGGUGUGUG